This is a messenger RNA of Rhagoletis zephyria (snowberry fruit fly), 675 nucleotides long. The record is from RefSeq and is a predicted model, not a curated record. Lineage: Eukaryota; Metazoa; Arthropoda; Insecta; Diptera; Tephritidae.
AUGGCCGAGCCUGGCACAAGCACGACGAAUCAACAGCAGGUCAGCAUAAAGCAAGAUAAUUCAGUUGAUCUGGAGAGGUUGUCGAUAAAUGAGCUCAAUGAACUCCUGAAAAAGCAAGAUAAGCUGGUCAGCAACAAACAAUUACUCUCAAAACUUAAAGAUAAAGGAGAGAAGAUAAUUUCAUUUCGGAACAAAAUUGCCGCCACAAUAAAACUGAAAGAAGAAGUUAAAAAUGCUGAAGUGAUGCUCGAAAAGUUGUCCUUAAACUCAAAGGAGAGCUCUGAAACAGUUCAUCACCGAAUUAAAAUCAUUGAAAAUGCACCGACAUCAACAGCGCCUCGCUUUAAUAUUCACCCUAAACCUGAAUCUACUGUCAAAGUUACUGAUUUGAAAAGUCGUGACUUCAAAGAAGUCAAAGUAAAGAUUGAAAUGCCAAAAGAAAUAAAAACUCUUGACUUUCAAGACUCUCUAAAGACUUUGGAAGAGGCUAACCAGAGGAAUAUGAGUGCUAUGGCUGAUCAGAUACUGCGCUUUAAGGCUAGUCGCAUUCCAGAUAGCAGCGACGAAAGUGAUGGUUAUGAAGAGGAAGAGGAAGAGGAAAAGGGCGAAGAGGAGGAGAAUGAUUACGAGGAUGAUGACGGACCACACGUUACCCACACCAUUCGCUUGACCUAA